Molecule: messenger RNA, 5009 nt
Organism: Liolophura sinensis
Lineage: Eukaryota; Metazoa; Mollusca; Polyplacophora; Chitonida; Chitonidae
Exons: 11
Coding region: 253-4107 (1284 amino acids)
Biological process (GO): ATP generation from poly-ADP-D-ribose; nucleotide-sugar metabolic process; regulation of DNA repair
Cellular component (GO): cytoplasm; nucleus
Molecular function (GO): poly(ADP-ribose) glycohydrolase activity
Source: RefSeq, a predicted model, not a curated record
GACACACUUGUUCAUUGUAUAGGAACAGGAUCCUUGAAUGUCAUAGAUCUCAAUUUGUAUCUGUGCAGUUUUGGAUUACAGAGCCAACAAAAUGGAGCCUAGGACAGGUGGUAGAUGUUAUCUUUUUUAAUUCCACUGUUAGUUUUGACUUUGCAGAUGUGCUGAUCGGUUGGUAGUUGAAAGCAUCGGAUUUUUGAACUUGGAACUCUUAGCCAUGGCUUGACAUUAAAAGGCCUUGAGUGACCUUGAAGGAUGAAGGUCAAACGUGUUGUGUUUCCGAGUGACCAGGCGAACUGGUGCCGAGUGCGGGUCUUGCUGCGCCAACUUAAGGAGCAUUUUCUGCGUGAGGACUGCGACCUUGACAAAUGCGCCCAGUUCCACCAGGAAAUGUACGAGGUGAAUGCCUCCAAUCCGUUGUCGGAGAAAGGUGGGAGAGCUCCGCAGAACUGCAUCAUGUAUGGACUGUUUCGCUUUCUGCAGGAUACCAUGGAUGCUGAGGAAAGAUCACAUGUUGUCAAGGUCACUCUGCCGUUUGUGAUAGACACAGCGCUUCAGAUUGAGAAACAUAUACCACAUGGGGGAUUAUGUAUGCUGGAGCAACACGUGGGUAAAACAGUGGAACUGAGUCGGAAACUUGUGUCCUCCAUAUUGGCCUGUGCUCUUCUCUGUUUAUUUCCUGAACGAGUCCGUGACAAGACAGCCAAGCUGAACUUCAUUAACUUCACCAAUUUCUUCGAAUACCUAACCAGUUCAUCUCAGCAAGCAAAAUUGCGAGGCAUUCUCCAUUACUUUGAUCGACUCCGAGAGAUCGGUGGUGAAAUAAAGGGUUCCAUAAUUUUCAGCAGACAAGUGAUGAAUAAGGAAGACAUACCUAGCCUGGAGAGCUGGCUGGAUUGUGACACAGAGCUAUGCGAGCUUGUGGUGGAUCAGAGUGGGUCUAUAGAGAAAGCAGGAUGUGACACUUUGCAGAUAUCGUUUUCUAACAGUUUUAUAGGUGGAGGUGUUCUCCUUCAUGGCAGAGCUCAGGAAGAGAUACGAUUCAGCAUGUGUCCGGAGCUGCUGUCGUCUUUGUUGUUCACGGAGCGAAUGCUAGACAGUGAGGCUGUGUUAAUUAAGGGCUUUGAGCAGUUCACCCAGUACGAGGGGUAUGCAAGCUCCCUGGUCUACUCUGCGGAUCACAGGGACCAGGCUGAGAGAGAUCAAUCUGGGAAUUUGCAGACUGCCCUUUGUGCCAUAGACGCCGCCUCUUACAAACUUGGCACCAAAGAACGGCAGUACAGAGAAGGCUUUCUGCUGAGGGACUUAAACAAGGCUCUGGUAGGGUUUAAGCUUUGUGAGGAACGCUACAACACGUUGAAAGCCAGUCGUUCAGUCACAAAACUUGAGCAGUCAUCCAGUGAAGAAGAUUAUCAUACUGCACCAGAAAACGCUAGCAAUGAAGUUUCAGAUAAUCCACAUCUUCCAUCAUCAUUGUUAAGCCUUGCUGUGGAGUUGAGUGAGGAUGUGCUAUCUACCGCAGUUAAACAAGCCGCAGCUCUGCAGCAGAAUCGAAGAAUGCAGCACUCUGAGGUGGGCAGCACAGAUGAAGACAAAAAUGGUAACAAAAGUUUUGAGCUGAGUGAUUUUGGCCAAGCCAUAGACCUAAGCAGCAGUCCAAUCCAACACCACACAGGUCCAGAGCUGCUGGGAGUCUGUCUUGACGAUUUCUUGUCAGAUGGCCGAAGAAGGAGUUCAAAUUUAAGUGACUUGGCCUCAAGGAGAAGUAGCUCAAGCACAAAGUAUAGUUCAGAGUUUAGUUCAGAGUUUGAAGAAUAUUACGACUCCUUCCAGAAACAAGACCAAAGGCACUGUACCAUUAAGGAAGAAGUUGGUAGCUCCUCACUGAUGGAGUUUGCCAACCUUUUGGCAGAGAAGCUAUUGCAGGAGGGAUCUUGUGCAGCUGCCCAUAGUUUCCAGGCAGUACAAACUUUCAACAGCAUUCCACUGCCAACUGUAGCAAACAAGCCAAUACCUAUCCGGGCAUACAAAGGAGAUACACAGAAAGAUUUGCAAUCAGUCAUUCCAGAAAAGUCUGCCUCAGUUCAAGAAUCAUUCAGUCCCGUAUCACAUGAGGCCAUGGACAGAGUUUCUUCUAACAUUGUAGACGACCUUGUUCAGAUUGCUUCCAAGGAAGUUGAUCAGUUUUGGCAAGAAAGUGAAAACAACAACAUUGUAGAAAGAUUAGGUGCUGAGAAUCAGCCUUUGCAAAGCUCCCAACAACCUCAUUACUCUGUUGAAGAUGGUCAGACUGGUCAUGAGGACUUGCCCCCAGAGGAAUCUUCACCUGCUACACUAGUCAACUAUGCAAAUUCUUUAGCAAAGAUUAUUUUAAAUCUGGCUCUUCGGGACUUGGCUCAAAGACAGCAUGAUUGCGAUGUUUGCAGAGAGCGUGCAAGCAGUGUAGAUUUUGAUCAGUUUGCCCCAAAGAUUGCCGACAAUUUGAGCGAGGAUGCCAAAACCAAUGCAGAGCAUCUAGAUAAGAUAUUUCAUGAAGACGUUAAGCAUGCUAAGUUGGGACUCAUACUGGCGGAGAAAAUUGUCCAUGAGAUUAUGACAGACUUACGGAAUGAUUCCCAAUCCCGGACAAAACUUUUAGAAGCUUUGAAAACUUGUGAUAAUGUAUCUAAGGAGGCAUUUGAUUCCAGUCAUCAGUCAAGGCAAAAAUGUGUUGCAGAACUGGAGAACUACAACUCGCUAGCAGAUCAUUUAUUGACGUCAUGUUUUGAGGGUGCCAAAGAUGAAAUUACCAAGUCUUUCCAUGAUACCAAAUCCAGAGCUAUAGAUUUUUGUGAAGUGGUAGAUGUCCAACAUGUACCGGAGAUUGAUCACCUGUCACUGGAAGAAGAAAUGUUCAACUAUGCCCAAGCGUUUACAGACAAUAUCAUAAGUGAUGCGUGUCGUGAAGUGAACCGUGGCUGGUUGUUAAAGUCACAUUCGAGAAGAAGCAGCGAGCCUAGUCAGAAAACAAAUAGUAUACAUGCCUUCAUGAAUGGUGGGCUGGAAAAACGUAGUGCUUCUCCUAGCGGAAGGGGGUAUCACCAUGGCUUUAGCAUCAAAAUGUCCCGUUGGCAUUCCAAUGAAGAAGUGAGUCGACAGAAGCGUGGCUUUCAGGAUGAGAUGUUGUCCUCACUUGAUGAACUGCUACAAAGGAGCAAUCCUUACAUACCCAGUCUUGAGCUUUUCCGUAGCGAAAGGCGAGGGAGUUUGUAUAGUGAUCAAGGCAGCUCCCGUCGAAGUAGCUGCUCUGGUUUUCGAGACAGUCUUUUGGCUUCUUUUGAAGAAGAGUUAAUUCUAACCUCUGCUGACCGAAAUGCUUCCAUGAGUUCCACGUCUUCGAAUAAAGGCAAAAAAUCACACAAUCGUAGUUCUAUGUCAUUGUCACCAAGGUCAAAUCACGAAGGUGCUGUCACAAACUGUAAACAUCUGGGGAAAAAUUCUCGGUCCGAGGCUGAGCUAGAUGGAUUAUACCUUUGGGAUGAAGCAGCGCCGGAGUCUGAUGCUGCUAAUGAGAAAGGCGGGUCAAGAAUUCUGCUGUUAGAAGAAACAGAUGAUGGAAUUCUCGACAGAUAUGCUUGCUGCAUGGCUGGUGAUGUUGUUAAAACCGCUGUCACCUUGUCUUCAGAGGAGCCGUUUUUAGAUGCCAGUGACAUUCCCUACCAGUUGUUGGAGGACUUUUCUAACCCUCUGGCUACAAACAUCCUGUCCUCAGCGGUAGCAGAGGCUGCUAGUGUUGUCAAAUCAAAACAGUCACAGGAUUGUAAGAAGCGGAUGCGUGCCAUAGCGACAGGGAACUGGGGUUGUGGUGUGUUAGGAGGAGAUCCCCAGCUCAAGGCUAUGAUACAGUGGGCAGCUGCCUCAUAUGCCCGUGCACCCACCUUACUCUACUUUACAUUCAGCAAUCAGCAGGUGGCACAGCUAAAUCAGGUUCAGUCCAAGUUGAGAGCACGUGGAUGGACGGUUGGAAAUUUAAUGACUGCUGUAAACAGCUUUUGUGAACGAACUUUGGAACAAUAUGACCGGGAUGAAUUACCAAGUUCAGAUCUAUUCCAAGAACUAUUAAGGAUUUAAGUAUUUCAUUUCACUGUGGCUAUACAGUAAUUCUUUAUGGUUGGAUUAUUUUUUUCUGAGCAGUGUAGUACUUAGAUUUAUUUAUUUUGUAUUUUUAUUAUUUUUUGUUUCUUUUUGCUUUUAUUUGUUAUAUUUUGCUUUGGUUACAGUUUUUGUGAGUGUGUUAUUUUUUGGAGUCAAUUUGGCGUGGAGAAAAUAAUUGUUGGUAAGUGAGUAAGAUGCCGAUAGUUUUGUGAUGUCUUCAUGCAGCGAUGCUUCCAAAAGGUAUUAUCCUUGUGGAUGGAUGAACUUGUGGAAUAUGGUCAAUUUCAGUAAGGAGUGUAGAAAUUCUAGCACAGCCCGUCAAAUAAAUAAUGAACCAGUUUGCCAGGGAUGUGGCUGUAGUGGAAGGUGCAAACAAUUUGAGUGCUUUGGCCAGGUAUUUGACAGGUUAAGGCUGUUACCUUAUUUGUACGGUCAAGGGCAUACUCAUGCUGAUAAUAAAGUUCACUAUUCACCAGGCACAGCUUUAAAUAAUAACAUUUUCCUUAGUAUGUUGUACGCCUACAUUGAGUGAUCCUUUUUUUUCUGUAAAGCAAAUAUAAAUGCUUAACAUUAAUGCUUAACAUUAUACAUAUGUUAACAGAUACAGAAUUGUGCAUAACUAUGUGUAUCCCCAUACACAUACAACCAUCACAUUUCCAAACCCUACUAUUGCGUAACUGGUUUAGGGAAGUAGCAAUUUCAAUAAAAGACUUCUUGGAAGCUGUUGCUUUCCCAGCAGAUCUCAGCUAUGACCAACUUCUUUAGCCGCACUCUACCGAACAGAUACUCUGAAAUGUACCACACUUGAUUCCCAGUAUCCACUUUUGACUGACCAGGGAAAAGGAGCGGCUUAUCCGCGGUUUCUAGAAGGGAAACAG